AUGAGCAAUAAGCAAAUAAUGGAAGAAAACAUCUAAAAUGAUGAAUUGUAAGUGAAUUCUUUGCCUUUUGUAAAAACUGUACGUAGUAUUUAAAAUUCUGCAUAGGUUUCAAACUUAAACGAAGAAAAAAUAUAUAAUUAUUCUCAAUAUGCGCUUAAUUAGUUCAGAGAUUAAGAAGGAAGAGAAGAAGAAGGUGAAGAAGAUGAAGAUUAAUAUGAAUCUAGCACUAAAAGGUAACAAGAUUUAGAAACAAUAUAAGUGAAAUUAGUAGAAAUAUUUAAAAGAUUUAAAAUAAGGAGAGUUGCUUAAAAACUAAUAAACUCUAUCAGAUCAAGAAUGCUUAAAAAUAUGUCUAGUUUGCAAUAUAAUUUCUUGAAUGAUAAAUGUUAAGAUUUUUCAGAUAUAAAAAACUCUAAUUCAUUUAAAAAAAUCAAUCGAAAACUGCCAUUAAGUAAGUUUUUUAAAUAAGUUAGAAAAACUAUUGAUUAACUACCUGUGAUUAAUCCUAUGAGUAUUUCAAAGAAAUUGUGGGACACCUUAAUUGUAAUAGUUCUACUUUACUCAUUUUUUAUUAUUCCGAUUAUGGUAAGCUUUGGUAUAGAUGAUGAUAUUGUUUUAUUGAAUUACUCAAUUGAACAAAUUUUUGUUUUUAAUGUUCUUGAUAUUUUUAUACAUAUCAAUACUGGAUUUUAUGAACAUGGAAUCCUUUGCAAUAGUAGAUAAUAAAUUAGAAAGAAAUAUUAUAUUAGAGAUUUUAUGAGUCUUCUUGAUCUUUUUCUCAAAGUGAUAUUAAUUGCUCAUAUAUGUGCUUGUAUUUGGAUAUUUACUGGAAAAUUUUCAGAAUUUUUGUAUGAAAAUAGUUGGAUUAGUAAAAAUUAACUUAUAAAUGAGUCAUGGUAUAUUUAGUAUUUAUAGUCUUUUUAUUUUUGUACUCUAACAAUGACUACUGUUGGAUAUGGAGACAUUGUACCUGUUACUCCUAUAGAAACAAUUGUUUGUAUUUUGAUGAUGUUGUUUGCUAGUGGUGUUUUUGGAUUUUCAAUAACUACAAUCAACGGAAUACUUGAACAAUUUUACAAAAAUAAACAUUAAAUUUUACAAAAAAUGUUUAUUAUAAAAAAUUAUAUGUAAAAAAAAUCCAUAAACUAAAUUUUACAAAGAGACAUCACAGAAUAUCUUGAAUAUGUGUGGAAGCAGAAUUAAAAUAAUUAUUCAGAAGAAGAAAACAAAAUGAUAAAACUACUUCCUCAUUAUUUAAGAAGUUAACUUUACGAAGAAUCAAAUAAAUUUUUAUUGAGGGAAAGUCCUAUAUUAUAUAAAAAUUUUAGUGAAGAUUUAUUAAAGGCUAUAGUGCCAAUGAUCUAGGAAAGAAGUUUUACUCCAAAUGAAUUAAUUUUUUAAAAUAAUGAAGAAAAUCUUGAAACGUGCUUGUAUUUUAUUUAAUAAGGAUAAGUAGAAAACUUUUUAUAACUUUAAGAGAAUGAAAUUCCUAUUGAUAAUUUUAAGAAAAAUAGUUAAAAGCAGAUAAAGAUAUUUAAAAAAGGAGAAUAUUUUGGAGAAAUUGAGUUUUUUACUGGUAAAAAACCCUAAACAAAUGUAAAAAGUAUGGAUUUUACUACAUUACUGAUAUUAAAUAGAAGUGAUUUCAUUAAAAUGUUACAGAAAUAUCCUUAGGAUUUAGAGCAGUAUUGCUAAAUCAGAGAUAAAAUUUUAUAUAAUAAUGACUAUUCUAAAAUAUUUUACUAAUGUUAUAGUUGUUGUAGAUUGCACAAUAAAAGUGACAGUGAUGAUAUUAAGAAUGUUACUCAAGAGAAAAUAGUUAGAAGUUCCUAUAAAUUUAAUGUGAUGUAUGCUGCAAUAUAAUAGUUAAUGAAGAAAAAAAAAUCAAUUUUAUUUAAAAAAAUAAUCGAAAUCCUAUAUAAAUUUAGCUCAGUCAAUCUUCUUUAAAUCAAAGCUAAGAAAAUUUAAACAUAAUUCAUAAUAGCUAAGUAUUUAGCAAAAAAGAAAGGAUAAAACUAGAAAAUCGAAAUAACUGAAUAUGAUAAUUAGAAUAAGUAACAAAAUAAUAAUUUAAUUUCAAAAACAUAAAAAAAUCAUAAUAAUGAAAACAAUAAUUUACCUCAAAUGUGUUCUAUGAACUUAAAAUUAAAUAGUUCUCUCAAAGUAUUAAGUUUGUCGAAUAUAGCAGCAGAUUUAGAAUAUUAAAAUGAUUAAAUUGUUGGUGCUUCUAUAAAUUAGAUUAGUUAAAACUACCAAAAUAUAAAUUAAAAUAAUUAAAGUGCUUUCGAAAAACAAAAAUGCUUCGAUUUUUACUUUCCUUUAAGUAAUUUUGAGUACGAUAGUCAAAAAAAUGCUAGAAGUUCUUUGUUUUCUUAAAAUAACACUAUUAUUUUUAGCAUGAAUCCUAGUUAGACUGUUUAGUCUCCAAUAACUUAAUAAAAAUAAUCAAAAUCUAAGAGUAACUUUGAAUCAAAAACAGUAAAUUAAUCAUUAGAAAAUUUAGAUGAAAAUGAAUCAUAAUAUUUUAAAAUUCAAAAUCAAUUCUAAAGCGAAAAAAAAAAUGUUGAUUCCGAAUUUUUUGGAAAUGAGGAUUCUAAAAAUAAUUAAAACUUAACUAACUAAUUGAGUUAAAAUUUUAACUAAAUAUAAGGAAAAAGUAAGUCGGGAAAUUAAAAUAUUGAUUUUUCUGAAAUUUAUGAUUCAAAAUUUAAAGAUUAAUAUUAUGAUAUUUAUUAAAAAUAUCCUUAAUCGCCUUAAAGCAUUUUGAAAUAGAGAGUAGAUGAUGAAUAUAUAAGUAGCUCUCCUAUGAUAGAAAGCAAAAUCUUGAAAUUCAAUUUUUCACAAAUUCCUUGCAUUGAUGUAUUUAAGUACAAUAGUUAGUAAGAAAAUUAAAAUUCUUGA
Messenger RNA from Tetrahymena thermophila SB210, 2901 nucleotides. RefSeq names its product cyclic nucleotide-binding domain protein. The record is from RefSeq and is a predicted model, not a curated record. Lineage: Eukaryota; Ciliophora; Oligohymenophorea; Hymenostomatida; Tetrahymenidae. The transcript has 8 exons.